GGUGGCAUCUUGAAUGUGUCCUGAUUCUCAACCGACGAGGACUCCCCGAUGGAGAGGGAGAAUUCUCCCCUCCCUCCUCUCCCCAUCAUCGUCAUCCCUCGUAAUCGAUGGUGCGCAGCGAGGAAGGGGAUGGACAAGUUCCGCGGCCGGGGGCGAGGGCCGCCUUGGUCGUCGGCAACUACUGCCACGACGUCCUCUUCCGCGAUGGCCGGCUCGUUGGCGAGACCCUCGGCGGUGCCGCCUCCUUCGUCUCCAACGUCCUCGAUGCCCUCUCUCCCUCGUCGCCCAACUCCCCCUCCCACCGCUACGUCGCCAAAGUCGGCCCUGAUUUCGCGUACGCCGUUGUCGUCGCCCACCCUCCCCUCGUCUCCCCCUCCUCCUCCCCGACCACCCUAUUCCACGCCCACUUCCCCUCCCAAUCCCAGGGCCCAUCGGGAUAUCAUGGCGACCGCGUCCUCCGGCGGGUCCGCGCCUGCGAUCCGAUCCUCCCCUCCGACCUCCCGGGCGACGCUGCCCGCUUUGACUUCGGCCUGGCCGCCGGCGUCGCGGGGGAGAUCCCGCCAGAUACCCUGGAACGGAUGCUCGACCUCUGCCGCAUCCUGCUGGUGGACGUCCAGGGGCUGAUCCGCUCCUUCGACCCGGCCGACGGCACCGUUGGGCUCGUCCCCCUCCGCGACACCGGCUUCGCUCGCCUCCUCCCGCGGAUCGGGUUCCUCAAGGCCUCCGCCCAGGAGGCCCCCUUCAUGGACAUCGAGGAGGCCCGCAAGUCGUGCUGCGUCAUCGUCACCGAGGGGAAGGACGGGUGCCGGGUCUACUGGAAGGAGCGGGAGCUGCACGUGCCCCCGUUCCCGGCCGACCAGAUCGAUCCGACGGGCGCCGGGGACAGCUUCUUGGGGGGCUUCGUCGCCGGGCUCGUCUGGGGGUUGACGGUGCCGGACGCCGCGCUCCUGGGAAACUUCUUCGGCUCCCUGACUGUGGGCCAGAUUGGCGUGCCAAAGUUUGAUCGGAGGAUGUUGCAGUAUGUUAAGCAAGAAUUAGAGAGGAGAACAAUGCAAUGUGAUGGCUUAUGUGGGAGACAUCUGACAGUGGAUCUGAAGUCAGGCUUGCAUGAGAAGUUCCAUGCAUCCCUUGUUGAAGCUGCAAGGUUCAUAUGCACUGACUGCUCAGCUGAGUUUAGUGAUGGUCAAGAUGACAAGUGCCAAUAGAGACUUCCAACUAAGUUUUGCUGACAGUGGUUCUCACUUCUCAGCUUUAAAACUAGGAUAAGAAGAGCUGGAUUGUUUCUGAAUAGUCUCAAAAGUAGGAUUGCUAUCUUAUGUUGGUCAGCUUAUUUUAUUACAGGAGGAAUGUUUUGAAACCACAAUAUGCAUCUCAUAAAGUUCAAAGAGUUCAAACUCAUGACCACACUAGUGAAGGUCAUGCUCAAUAAUUCUUGUUACAUUUCUUGAUCAUGCAUUUCUAGACAAUUUCACACUCUUCUUAUUA
Messenger RNA from Phoenix dactylifera (date palm), 1485 nucleotides. RefSeq names its product pfkB-like carbohydrate kinase family protein (gene MIK). Gene Ontology annotation, biological process: myo-inositol hexakisphosphate biosynthetic process. The record is from RefSeq and is a predicted model, not a curated record. Gene Ontology annotation, molecular function: kinase activity. Lineage: Eukaryota; Viridiplantae; Streptophyta; Magnoliopsida; Arecales; Arecaceae.